Messenger RNA from Alternaria ventricosa, 810 nucleotides. RefSeq lists its product as uncharacterized. The record is from RefSeq and is a predicted model, not a curated record. NCBI's taxonomy places the organism in Eukaryota, Fungi, Ascomycota, Dothideomycetes, Pleosporales, Pleosporaceae. The transcript is spliced from 3 exons. Bases 1 to 810 code for a protein of 269 amino acids.
AUGCGCUUCUCAUCAGGCCUCGUUCUCGCUCUCCCGGCGCUCGCUGUCGCCGAGGAGCAGGUGCCUCUCCUUGACAAGGUGAAGGGCUUCUUCAACAAGGCGACGGCUGCCGUGUCCGCAUCCAUCCCCUCCAUGCCAUCGGCGCCGGUCGACACCGCAACGAGCAAGGUGGCCUCUAACGCAGCUGCCGCCAUCCAGUACCCAAUUACCCUGGAGAACUGGAAAGAGACCCUUACCGUUGACGCUACCGCCAGCCCUCCUACCACACAGGACUGGCUCAUCUUCACCACUGGCGGCAACACCACCUGCUUUGGCCUGUGUGGCAACGCAACCAAGGCAUGGAACGCUUCUCUCCCCAUCAUGGCUGCGAAGCCUGAUGCGCCCAAGUUUGCGUACCUUGACUGCGAAACCGAGCCUCUCCUCUGCAACGCAUGGUCUGUCGGCGCACCGGCGCUCUACUAUUUCCAGAUCCCCAAGCCCAUGGCUGACCAGUCCGCGCCCGUCCCCGUCGUUCGCUACAAGCCCUUGAACCGCACCAGCACCACCACCGAGACCUUCAAGAAGCUCAUCGUUGACAACGAGAUUGAGCAGGUCACCCCGUACGAGGGUCCCUUCCACCCCUUCAACGGUGCUCUCCAGCAGUACAACCUUGCCAUUCCUUACGCAUACGUCACCUGGGGAUUCUCCAAGAUGCCCUCGUGGAUGCCCAUGAUCAUCAUCUCCUUCCUCAGCAGGUCAUUCAUGAGCAAGCGCAUGGCAGGACCAACUCCCGCUGAGGCGCGUGCCGCCGCCGCACAACCCGCUCGGUAA